Molecule: messenger RNA, 2619 nt
Organism: Naegleria lovaniensis
Lineage: Eukaryota; Heterolobosea; Eutetramitea; Acrasida; Naegleriidae
Exons: 6
Coding region: 1-2619 (872 amino acids)
Cellular component (GO): cytoplasm
Molecular function (GO): guanyl-nucleotide exchange factor activity
Source: RefSeq, a predicted model, not a curated record
AUGACCUUCUUUCAUUUCGUUUCCACUUUUCUCUUAUCCUUUGUUUCUCCUGGUGAUUCAGAUGGUACCAAUUUACAAAGUGGAGCAAUUAAUUUUGAUGAUACCUCUGCAUCAUCGGGAAUGGUUCAAAGUUUGAGUUUUUCCUUUUUAAUUACCGAAGUACUGAAAACAUUGAUUGGAGCUUUGGAUUUGAUCGGAAUUUAUUUCUUGCUAUCAUCCAAGUGGUUAUUGGGCGACCAGAUUUCACAAAUAUAUGGAUGUGCCAUUGGAUGGACAAUGGGAGAUAAUUUAUUGAAUCGUUUAAUUCCACUUUGGUUUAGUACUCGUGGCUUACAAUUUGAAACAAAGGCACUCCAAAUGGCUGUCUAUUCCAAUGUGGUCAUGCUCGAAUGGAUUUGUGUUGUGAUUUUCGUUUUCCUUUACAGCAGAAAAAAGAUGAUGAACCUCUCGAAUGAUGCCGACGUAGAGGAAAGAGGCUCAUUAUCCCAUAGUACUUCCAGUGUAAACAAUUCUCAUCAUAGUAGCAGUAGUAAUUGUUGUACGAGUAGUAAUAGUAACGAGCGCAUGCCCACUUUGAAUUAUACUUAUACUCCGGAUCAAAUCAACAACAAGAAUCAGCUACCUAAUCAUACCAAGACGACUCUACUCUUAAAAUCAUCAUCAUGUCCGUAUUGUUUUCAUACGAAAUUGGAUAGCCUUUUGAGUGAUUACUUUCCAUGCUCGAGUCGUGAGCUCCGAGAAAUGUACGGGACCGAACAUUUUGUUGAGUUGAGUUCAAAAUUGGCGGGCACGAGUUGCAACACGAAAGAACAACAACAGUAUUAUCAUGCUUGUAUGAAUCAUUAUUGCUCUGCUUCUUCAUCAUCAUACGACUCACAAUACGCUUCACAAACGCUCACUGACAUGGAAAAUACUUCAGAUCUAUUCAUGUCACCUAAAGAGAGGCAAGCCAUGGUGAAUACGAUUACACUGAAAACGAUCCAAUUAGUGAUGGAUCCAAAUCCGGCAAAAAUUGCCUUACUUUUUCACCCUCGUUUUGAGCAUUCUCUUGGUUUUUCGCCAGGAAGAACCUUUGUAGUGAUGGGAAAUAAUGAAAGUAAUUGCUUGGGAUGCACAACUAAUGAAUGGCUCAAAUUCAUCAAGGAUGACACGGGUUUGGAACUCAAAAAUCCACAAACCAUGUUCGUACCAGAGAACUUUGAGGACGAUCAAGAUGAUUUGUUUGAAACCUUGAAAUUAUCUCCAAAAAUUUAUUCAACAAGUGACAGUAGUUCUGAGAUUGCAUUUGUUGCAACUGGGCAUGAUUUUUCGAUUUUUGUGUUUAAGUGUGGAUGUAUAGGAUUGUGUGGAACAUGGGGCGAAGGGGGUGCAUCCUUAUUUCGAUUUACAUGGUCAAAACCACUGAAGACUGUUUGCCCUUCAAUGUUUGCCACUUUUUACGUGUCAAGCGACUGUAAAUCGAUUUAUUCAUGGGGUUUUAAUUCUCAAGGUCAAGGAUCCACUAAAGCUGGUGAUGCCUUUGUGCUUCCCAAACGAGUCGACCCAAACCUGUAUCACAAUGAGACCAUUAAAUUGGUCAAGAUUGGAUCCGAAAACUCAUACAUGAUAACAGAAAAUGAUAAAUUAUUCGUUGCUGGAUGCAAUGGAAAUCAUGAGUUAGGAAUUCCAUGGAGGGACGUCGCAGAAGGGCAUGACAAUGACACUCGUUACCAUGUCGAUUAUUUUCUUCCAGAAAACAUUCUUGAGUUAAUUAAGGAACGAAAAAUCGUCACUCAAUUCACACAAAUCGACUAUCUUCCGAAAAAGGUCAAGCUUGUUGAUCUCAGUAUUGGUGAAAAGCAUGUAUUUGUUUUGACUGGAGAUGGUGAAAUCUACUUUACUGGACAAAAUUCACACGGUCAACUUGGCUAUAGCAACAUUACCGAACAAUGCAUAUUUGAAAAACACAAGUGGACGGAAGAAAACAAUACUCGAAUACGAUUAAUUCAUUGUUUUGCGAAUUCUACUAUUUGGAUUACAGUCAAUGAUGAAGUCUAUAUUUGUGGAGACAAUGCUCUUUGUGAAAUGGGCGUAACAACCGCUGAAGGUUGCAUCAUGACUCCAAUUCUGCAUCCAACUCUGAGCUAUCAAGGUAUUUCUAAAAUCAUUGGAAAUAACAACAUUUUCGCCCUCACCAAUGAUGGAAGAAUUUUGUGCUGGGGAAGCAAUGAGAAUAAUGAACUCGGUCUCGACGAGGCAACUCUUAAUGAUAACCCAGAUGGUAUUGAAAUACCUAUUCGUAAUUAUUUCCUCGAAGGAAUUGCACGAACAGUAUGGGAACGAGGAUACAAGCUUGAACUCUCGGCUGGCUUUAAUCAUACCAUUGUGUAUUUUAAGAACGUUUCCAAAAUGUUGAACAUGAUGUUCACAAAGUUAGAACAAGCUUCUAAGGGUGAAUACGCUAGUGACUUUUCGGAUGUUACAUUUGUGAGCACAACGAGCAUGCACAUCGAUGAAAACGUUGACACCAAUUCGAGUAUGUUAGUGAAAAGAAAACUCAUCGCCUUCUCUUCUGAAGAAGAUGAAGAGGAUAACAUGGUCAAGACUCAUCAUGGCCACACAAAGAAAUCAAAACCCUAA